AUGGCCGGCGGUCCAGAGGAUGGAAGCGUCAUUCCUUGCUAUGGUGGUCAUGUCGCAGCUGCGAUUUGGGGUGGUGUGAAGCGAGGUGUUUUGAGAUGUAUGAGUAGGAGAAAGAUGUGCACUACACUGGAUCAGUUGCGACAGUCGUUAUUACCAGAGACAUUAGCCCCUAUAGAUCAGAGCGGGCUAUCACAUCUUCCUGGUAUUAUGUAUCAGCACCUUGACUGGCCUUUGAUUUCAAUGUUCGUGGAGAGAUGGCAGCCAGAUACUAACAAUUUUCAUUUGCCGUUCGGUGAGAUGACGAUCAUGUUACAUGGUGUGUAUCAUAUCCUUGGGAUCUCUGUAGAUGGUACUAUGGUUUCUACUGUUAUGGACCCCUUACAGUUACGACAGUAUUGCUCGUUCAUGAUGGAUUUGCCUGUUGAGGAGUUACGUAAACCCACUUACGUGCCUAGUGGCGCGCUUUCUUCGAGGGUCCUCGAGACGACCUUCAAUGUUGAGAGGCCCCCUGAGAUUUCCAUGGUGGAAUUUAUGUGGAUUUUACUGGGUUCAUCACUCUUUGUGGACAAGAGUGGUAACAGACUUCAUCCCUCCCUCAUCCAUGAGCUUCAGCCUGUCGAUGCGUGGAUUUAUGAGUAUUUUCCAUGCUUUCGCCCUCAGCAGGGCACUCUGACCAGGGAGCCUGGACGUGUGCGUGCAUUGCUAUGGGAUGUUGGUUUGCCAUCGAAGACCUCAGAUCGGCUUUUUGCUUUCCGUGCUCAACUUGACGUGUUGACUGACAUUGAGGUUAACUGGCUGCCUUACGGACCUGACCCAGCCAGUGUUGUUCCUACGACUUUGUUAUCGGGAUUUAUACGGUACCGCAGCAUCAUCGAGCCGUACAUGCCCGAUCGAGUCUGGGUUGGUCGCUUCGUUGAGUUCACACAGCGUGCACUUGCCGAGUCGCAUGGGCCCAUGUCCCGUGAAACUAAGGCCAUGGCUGCACAGGCCCUUCGUGAUUGGAAUGAUAUGCGAGGGUUAUGA
Chenopodium quinoa (quinoa) is the source of this 1023-nucleotide messenger RNA. RefSeq names its product protein MAIN-LIKE 1-like. The transcript has 4 exons. Lineage: Eukaryota; Viridiplantae; Streptophyta; Magnoliopsida; Caryophyllales; Amaranthaceae. The record is from RefSeq and is a predicted model, not a curated record. The coding region runs from base 1 to 1023 and encodes 340 amino acids.